CAUCGCAAGGUCGCCAAAUGUCAAGUCAUCGUUGAUUAUUUUUAACUUUUCUGGCUUGCAUUCCUGAUCCGUGAUUUCGGAAAAAACACCAAUUUUAAAAUUGUAAAUUUCUAGCAGAUCUAGGCGAAAAAUCCUGUGUUAUUCACGUUUUUGCAAUCUACAAACUUCUGUGCGUGGCGCCAACGUGUUCAAAUACCGUUCUACCUCAAUUCGGAGUGGAUAUCGCGAAAUAUUUUUUACUCAACGCAUCGCGCAAUAAUGGCAGGCUUCUCGCUGAAGCUGAAAACCAAAACGGGCCAGCAGCACAUCGUCAGCAAUCUGGAACAAAGCACGACGGUGCGCCAUCUGAAAGGUAAAAUCAUCGAGCUUACCAAUAUUCCGGCGGAGGUGCUGCACGUUAAGCUGGGCUUUCCCCCGUUCAAACCGUUGGACCUGAGCAAAGAAGACGAACUGCUGACGGCCAUCGGAAUCGCCAGCGGGGACACGCUUAUCGUGGACGAAAAGCAACUGAGUGAGGAAGAACGGCUCCAGCAGGCCGCCCAGAAGCGCAUGGAAGAGGAUGAGAAGCUGGCCAAGGAGUUGGCCGCCCAGAGUGAGGGGGGCAGUGGGAUCCUGCUGAAGCAGGUGGUGCCCAGCGACAAUUCGUGCCUGUUCACCAGCAUUGGAUUCGUUCUCACGGGAAAGGUGGAUCCGGAAAAGAGCCAAGAUAUGCGCCAAAUCAUUGCUUCCACGGUGAACGCAGAUAAGCAGGAGUACAACGAAGGGAUUCUGGGCAGACCGAAUGACGAAUAUUGCGCGUGGAUUUUGCAACCCGAGUCCUGGGGUGGCGCCAUUGAGGUUUCCAUUUUGUCCGCCUACCACGGGAUCGAGUUUGACGUUGUGGACAUUACCAAUGCGAUCAUCAAUCGGUUCGGCGAGGAUAAAAACUACGGCAUGAGAGCGUUUCUGCUGUUCGAUGGGAUUCACUAUGAUCCACUUUAUUUGGAAUCGACGACGGUGAGUAUGCGGGUGCGGGAUGAAUUGCGGAAGGAUGCGGCCCUAUCAUAAAGUAAUGUAUUUUUU
This is a messenger RNA of Aedes albopictus (Asian tiger mosquito), 1062 nucleotides long. Its product is annotated as ubiquitin thioesterase Otu1-like. Gene Ontology annotation, molecular function: cysteine-type deubiquitinase activity. Gene Ontology annotation, biological process: protein deubiquitination; endoplasmic reticulum unfolded protein response. The transcript has 2 exons. Bases 259 to 1047 code for a protein of 262 amino acids. The record is from RefSeq and is a predicted model, not a curated record. Lineage: Eukaryota; Metazoa; Arthropoda; Insecta; Diptera; Culicidae. Gene Ontology annotation, cellular component: nucleus; cytosol.